Molecule: messenger RNA, 1509 nt
Organism: Syzygium oleosum
Lineage: Eukaryota; Viridiplantae; Streptophyta; Magnoliopsida; Myrtales; Myrtaceae
Exons: 12
Coding region: 73-1101 (342 amino acids)
Biological process (GO): intracellular protein transport
Cellular component (GO): endosome
Source: RefSeq, a predicted model, not a curated record
ACCACCGCCGCCGCCGCCGCCGCCGCCAUCCACGCCGGACCGCCAUUUCUCGCCGCGUCGCCGGAGCUCGCGAUGUCGUCUGCCACCCUCGAGAUCAAGCUUUCUCGGCCGAGCCGCAUCUAUCGCCCUUCCGAACCUCUCGAAGGCAAGAUCGUCGUGAAGUCCGCUUCCUCCAUCUCUCACCGCGGCGUCCGCCUCGCCGUCAACGGCUCCGUCAACAUGCAGGUUCGCGGAGGAACUGCAGGACUUAUCGAGUCGAUCGUUGGUGCUGUCAAGCCUGUCGUGAUCGUGAAUAGGAUAAUUGAAGUGACGCCUUCUGGGAGGAUUGCGCCAGGUACAACAGAGAUACCUUUUUCUGUAACUCUGAAACAAUCAGGAGAUGACACUCGUGAAAGAUUUUAUGAGACCUUUCAUGGAGCUAAUAUCAAUAUCCAGGGAAUGAAGUUCUGGAUCAUUAUUGUUCCGUGUUCAUCUUGGCCUGAAUCACCAUUAAGGCACAACGUGUCUGUCCAAAUAAAUGUAACAAGAGGGUAUCUGCACAAAUCCUUAUGUACCACAAUGGAGUUCAUUUUAGAAACUGAUAAGGCUGAGCUUCUUGAUCAACCAGCUUCUCCUGAGAUGGUUAUCUUUUACAUUACUCAGGAUACCCAAAGACAUCCAUUGCUUCCGGAGUUGAAAUCAGGUGGUUUUCGAGUGACUGGAAAGUUUUCUGUUCAGUGUGCUCUGCCGGAUCCAAUUAGUGGAGAGCUUAUUGUGGAAACAUCUGCAGUUCCAAUUCACUCUGUUGACAUACACAUACUUCGAAUUGAGUCGAUUCUUUUUGGAGAUAGAAUUGUGACUGAAACGUCCUUGGUACAAACAACUCAGAUAGCAGAUGGAGAUGUUUCUAGGCGUAUGAUGUUGCCCAUUUACGUUAUUCUUCCUCGCCUUUUAACUUGUCCAACGACCUUGGCUGGACCAUUUUCAAUCGAGUUCAAAGUUGCCAUAGUUAUUACCUUUCAGUCAGAGCUAUUGAAGAUGCAGGCCAAGUCUGAUCCCAGAACUCCUAGGCUGUGGAUGGCAAUGGAAACUCUACCACUUGAACUGGUUCGCACCAGAUGAGAAUUAGCGUGGAGGCAACAACUCAGACUUUAAUGUCUGUACUUUCUUCAGAGAAUUUUUUUGUAUCAGCAAUCAUUCGGGCAGUCGUUCACCGUUGAUUCAGAUUGUUGUCAUGCACGACUGUUGGUGGAAUCUGGUCACAAUCUUGAUGGCAAUGUCUGCACUGUCGAAAGGUUUUUUUACUACUGGAUAUAAACAGAAUGACGAAGUUUGUCAUGUUAUGUCCUCUUGGAUAUUUGGAGGCAACAACUCAGACUCUAAUGUCUGUCAUUCUUCGAAGUGUUGGAUUUUUACUGUUUUGGCCUUUCGGAAUGUUUAUUGUAGGUUGAUGACUGCUCGUCCAUAUGCUAAAGAAUUGUAGACCAUUUACCAUUUAUACUCGGAUUAGAUAGUACGUUUCAAGGUAAA